Molecule: messenger RNA, 1966 nt
Organism: Acipenser ruthenus (sterlet)
Lineage: Eukaryota; Metazoa; Chordata; Actinopteri; Acipenseriformes; Acipenseridae
Product: POU domain, class 3, transcription factor 1
Exons: 1
Coding region: 45-1172 (375 amino acids)
Biological process (GO): regulation of transcription by RNA polymerase II; brain development
Cellular component (GO): nucleus
Molecular function (GO): DNA-binding transcription factor activity, RNA polymerase II-specific; RNA polymerase II cis-regulatory region sequence-specific DNA binding
Source: RefSeq, a predicted model, not a curated record
GCUCGGAGAUCUCUCGAGUGCCGUCAGUUUCGAAGUAGGGAGCCAUGGCUACAACAGCACAGUACAUCCCACGGAAUAGCUCUUUGCCUUCCAACCCGUUAAUGCACCCUGACUCGGACAGGAUGCACCAGGGAACGACGUACAGAGAGGUACAGAAAAUGAUGCACCACGAGUACUUGCAAGGACUUGCUAACAACAGUGGCCACCCAAUGAGCCUUACCCAUCACCAGUGGCUACCCACAACAAACAGUGACUGGACCAGUACAACCCACAUUGGACAACCAGACCACAACAAAAGCAGCGUGCAGGGAAGCAGGGAUGAUCUGGACAACGGUUUCCAUCACAGAUCGCACCUGGUUCAUCAACAAACUCAGAACAACCACCACGGAGCAUGGGCACCCACUACAACCCAUCACCUGUCUCCCUUAUCGCCUGCCUCAAACGGCCACCAGUCGCUGGUCUAUUCCCAGUCGGGGUACACGAACCUAAAUGCCAUGCUGAGUCCCCAAGCUUCAUCCUUGCACCACAGCAUGAGGGACCCUCUCCAUGAAGACACAGGUAGCCAUGACAACCAGCUGGAGUCGCCCCAACAGCCUUUCAGCCACCAUCAGGACCACUCGGACGAAGACGCGCCCAGCUCAGAUGACCUAGAACAGUUUGCCAAACAGUUUAAGCAGCGUAGGAUCAAACUCGGUUUCACCCAAGCAGACGUCGGCUUAGCUCUCGGCACCCUUUAUGGCAACGUCUUUUCCCAAACCACCAUCUGCAGGUUUGAAGCUUUACAGCUGAGCUUCAAGAACAUGUGCAAACUUAAGCCUCUGUUGAACAAGUGGCUGGAAGAAACCGACUCGAACACCGGGAGCCCCACAAAUUUGGACAAGAUUGCGGCCCAGGGGAGGAAACGAAAGAAGAGGACCUCGAUUGAGGUCGGGGUAAAGGGGGCUCUGGAGAACCAUUUCUUAAAAUGCCCCAAACCUUCAGCUCACGAAAUCACCUCCCUAGCGGGAUCCCUUCAGUUGGAAAAAGAAGUGGUCAGAGUUUGGUUUUGCAAUAGAAGACAGAAAGAGAAAAGAAUGACCCCAAUCGGGGUCCCGCACCCUACUAUGGAGGAUGUAUAUUCACAAGCAGAAACCCCACCUCUGCACCACACAAUGCAGACCUCUGUACAGUGACUGUGAGUUCAGGAGCAAUCUAAAAAAAAAUAAAACACAACAUUUUAAAAAAAUGACAGGACUAUGGAUUUUACAAAAUAAAAAAGGACAUAGACUGCAAAGUGAGUAUCGCCAGUGACCGAGGUAGAUUAUGAUUGUGUUGGUCGGUACGCGUACAAAAAAAAAAAAACAUUAAAGAUUAUGAAAGAAUCCACAUACUCUUACAUAAAACAAAAUACCUUUUUAUUAACCAAAUGACCACUUAAUAGGCAAUUCGAUCGGCUUUUAAAGGGGGAACGAUUCAGUAGUGGUAUUUUCAACCUGUGCUUGUAAAGACUUAAGACGCACUUCAAAACGUAUGCGCUGUCCAUGCCCUUAGAUAUGUUUUAAGAAGACACACUUACAGCCAGUGUAAAUGUUUUUUCCCUGUUCUUUGAAAUUAAAUGUGGGGGUUGUAUCAAUUGCUGUGCUUUCUUUGGUUUCUAUUAUUUAAUUCAAGUGUUUCUAUUAAGCCGUCGUUCAGUCCAGGCUGUCAUUCAAACCUAUCGUAUAAGACAUGUUGGCGUGCAGUAUUUUUUUUUUUUUUUUUUUGACUGCUGUAGUCCACUGCAAACAUGUUUGAAGCUAUUUGCUGGAGCAGGCUGAAACUGUGGAUACAUUCCAUGUGUUGGAGGAACGAUUUUAUAAUUUAAAAUGAUAUCACACCCUCUGGCAGUACCCCAACAAAGGAAGCCAGCAGCUGCCAGUCUUCGGAAAGUUGAAAAUGUGGACGGGCUGCAUACGACCUAAACAGAACAAAAAAAAAAAAAAGAAAA